GUGGCUAUUCUUAGUGCGCAUUUUAGGUGUUUAUUAUAGCGCUUAUCUUAGCAACGAGCGUAGAACGAUAAGACGAUUAGCCAGCGAGAAGGGCACAACCGCAAUCGGAGAUCGGAGACUAGCCGUUGAGAAUGGCCGGAAGAGACCGUUAUCUCCCGUCCUCCUCCUCCUUGAGAGUAUCGGAAUCUCAGCUCACCGAAUCCGAUAUGAACCGUACUCGAUCCGCCCUCCUCGAGGAGAAAAUCGCAGCUCAGCACCGCGAGAUCCAAUCCAUCCUGACGGACAACCAGAAGCUAGCAUUAGCGCACCUCGGAGUCAAGGAUCAGCUCAAUUUAGCCAAGCGCGAGCUCGCUCGGCUCCUCGAAGCCGCCGCGGCCGUCAAGUCCGAUACCGAAGCGAAGGUUCGCGAGGUUUACCAGAACUCGCUGAGGAUGGAGGCGGAGGCUCGUGUGGUUAACGGAAUCGGAGCUGAGCUUGAUCAGGUUAGGUCGGACGUGCAGAGGCUAGCUGAAGAUAGGCAGAAGCUAACGGCGGAGCUGGCGAUGCUUAACGGGGAGAUCGCUAAGGCUAAACCUAAUUCGGAUCGUGCCGUGGAGGUUAAGGCGGAGAUUGAGAGUCUUAGAGAAGAAGUUAGUAAAGGAAGAGCUGCUCUUGAUCUGGAGAAGAAGACGCGAGCGAGUAAUCUUCACCAUGAGCGUGGUAUGGAGAAGACUAUUGAUCACUUGAAUCGUGAAAUUGUGAAACUUGAGGAAGAGUUGGCUGACUUGGAGACCAAAGCUAAAGCAGCUGCUGAGGCAGCUCAAACCCCAAGCCCUGGAUUGGUGGCAAGUUAUGGAAACUCAGAUGAUAUUUAUGGAAGCCAAGGUCACCAGUACCCUGAGGCCAAUGGUUCUCACCAGGUACAUGGAUCCCUGGACUGUCUUCCUCAACAACCGGCUAACAAUACACAACACUCUAGUGUACCGUGAUAGAGCUAGCUGGCGGAUUUGUGUUGUACAAUAAUUAAGCAGGUCUUAGGUUGUUCUUUCAAUACCAUGUGAUCUUUUUUUCAAAGUUCUGUAGGAUCAGUAUUAAAACAUUCUUUUUCAAAAAGUAUAAUAUAGAAUUCAUGACUCUCCAUCUACAGACCAAUUGUUAAACCAAAAUGUAUUCAACAUUGUUCAGAGGAAAAGUGAUUUAAACUGUGGCCA
Brassica napus (rape) is the source of this 1190-nucleotide messenger RNA. RefSeq names its product protein FLC EXPRESSOR-like. Lineage: Eukaryota; Viridiplantae; Streptophyta; Magnoliopsida; Brassicales; Brassicaceae. The record is from RefSeq and is a predicted model, not a curated record. The coding region runs from base 132 to 968 and encodes 278 amino acids. The transcript has 4 exons.